CAGGCACAAUUUCCGUUCAAUUGAUACAAGGCGCUUUCACGCCUGCAAUUCGCCCUUCUGUCGUGCAUGGGACUGCAGCUGGGUUUCUGCCAAAUUCUGGUGGUCCUUUUGCUGAGGAGCACCCUUUCUGGCUGAAGAUCACCUUAGCCUGCAUGAGACCGUCUUCAACAAGAUUUGCGGAGCGCUUAGUGGGUUGCUUCAAGCGCCCACUCGAAUUAGGAUUAGGGUUUGCAGCAACUUAUUGUUUAGAAAGCUUGCAGAAAAUUUGAUUGCCCACAUUGGGCUACAGCUGCUAUUUUGGAUUUGCCCUCCUAGCUGGCAGUUAUAUUGAGAAAGGGUUGAGAACUACAAAAUGAUUUGACCAACCGCUGAGCUGGCGGAACUGAACGGUCAGGAGAUCAUCAACCAAGCGCAUGCAGCUGAUUAAACUAACAGAAUGCUGAGCAACCCUGAUUUCUCAUCAGCGUGCUCCUAGCCGUGUUGACGCUCACACCAAUUCUUUACAUGAUUGCUGAAACCUUGUUGAGCAGCGCUUAGCCAGGCAUACUUACAGUCAAGACCACAUUCCCAGAUUGUAAGUCUACAUAAGGGCACGGCCAACCAGAAAUUACUUACCCAGCAAACCAGAAUGGUACUCAAGGUUGACCAGCCCUCGGUCGUGAGCUGCUCGGGCAGGUUGCACAGCCCCGGGUUACGGCAGCGGUUAUCAGAUGGGUCGGCCUCCCUCCAGAAGCAAGUGCGACUUUUCUGCUACCAUGAGCUGCCGGACUGGUGCAAAGGCAACGAGUACAUCCUGCGCCACUACCGGGCAGACUGGCCGCUGACUCGAACUAUACUCAGCGUGUUUGAGGUCCACAACGAAACGCUCAACAUCUGGACGCACUUGCUGGGCUUCAUCCUCUUUGCCUGGCUGACCUAUAUUGCAGUGCUUGAGCAUCCGGGCUUCGCUUCCACAAGCUCUGGCGCUCAAAGCAUCGUCACUACUCAGCAGGCGUAUAACCUCCCCCCCGACCUCUCCACCGACCUCCCGGGCCCAUUCCCCGGGCUCUUUUCCCACUCAUCCGUCCCCCGGUGGCCGCUCUUUGUGUUCCUCUGGGGGGCCAUGGUCUGCCUGCUGACCAGCGCUUCCUGCCACUGGUUCUGCUGCCACUGCCAAACAACAAAUUCCAUCGUCUGGAAGCUGGACUACCUAGCGAUCGCGGGCCUCGUGUGCACGUCGUUCUUCCCGCCUGUGUAUUACGCCUUCAUGUGCGAGCCCGUUUGGCGGAACAUGUACCUAUCCGCGAUCGUCAUCCUGAGCCUAGCAACCGGGGUCAUCUCACUAUUCCCAAAAUUCAACCACCCGACCUACCAGCCGUUGCGCGCCGGCGUCUUUUCGGGGAUGGCCCUUUCCGGAAUCGUGCCCUGCCUGCAUAAGGCGGCGUUCCUGCACCCGGAGCCGAUAGCUUAUUUCACCACGGCGGCCGAGCUGGCCAUGGGGUUUGUAUACCUUAUCGGCGCGGUCGUAUAUGCGACGAAAGUGCCCGAGAAGUGGCUCCCCGGGCGGUUUGAUAUCAUCGGGCACAGCCAUCAGAUAUUGCACGUGCUUGUGGUUGUCGGCGCGUGUAUUCAUUACAACACGGCGUGGGCUUACGUCACUUGGCGGGAGCAGUCGUCGUGUGUUCCCAAGUAAGACAGGUACUGCAGCUGGCGGUCAAAACAUGAUCGUAACAGCUCGAGGUUCGGGGUAGAUUUUUAAUGGAUGCAUUGUCCACAGCAUUUAUGCUUGAUAAUAGCAGGUGAUUCUUUCAUGCAGACACCAGCGAGAGGCAUUGACCAGAUAUUGGCCUGCACGGUCAUCAUCAGGUAGCGGGUUGUGUAAACUAACGUUCCUUAGAUCUAAGAUGAGCAUCAGCGGACUUUCCUGAGAUCAGUGGAAAGCUAGAAAUCCUCAGCCCAGCAAGCUGGACAGUACUUGUUCAUUCGUUUAAUCCGGGUUGAAAGUAGAAAUAAGGUAGUGCGGCCACUCUUGUGAUGCACUACUUUGCAAUCGUGUACUUGAUGUCAAAAAGUUAUGAGAAACAUGAUUGCAG
Klebsormidium nitens is the source of this 2072-nucleotide messenger RNA. The record is from the annotation of a GenBank genome assembly. NCBI's taxonomy places the organism in Eukaryota, Viridiplantae, Streptophyta, Klebsormidiophyceae, Klebsormidiales, Klebsormidiaceae.